AAAUGAGACGUUUUGGGAGCUGCGGUGUGGAGCAUUAUUUGUCAAGCUCUGGGGCGUACUGGCAGCCGUCGUUUUGUUGCUGCGGAGGGAUUAUGGGAGAAAUAGUGUGGAGCUUUGUGGAGCAUUAAGGAACUGAAAUUCUCGAGCCCUGCGAAGUAUUUCCUGGGGAACACUGGCAGAGGGAUCUCAAAAAUUGUCCUCUGGUCCAACCUCCCUCUUCAAUCGAUUGUGACACUGAGGACUACACGGAGGGAGUAAUUUUCUCAGAGUCUCACUUAGGCCACUGGAAGUCCCAGGCUUCUCUUCCACAAUUCAGGGAACUGAGUUCACUCCAUGGCCUGUGGUGUCAGCCAAAGCACAAAAUCUGGGGAAGAGCUGGUAAUCCAGGUUCCCGUGGUGGAUGUGCAAAGUGACAACUUCAAGGAGAUGUGGCCAUCCCUCCUGCUGGCCAUAAAAACAGCUAGCUUCGUGGCCGUGGACACGGAACUGAGUGGCCUUGGGGACAGGAAGAGUUUGCUGAACCAGUGCAUCGAGGAACGUUACAAGGCUGUGUGUCAUGCUGCCAGGACCCGUUCUGUCCUCUCUCUGGGCAUCGCCUGCUUCAAGCAGCAACCAGCAAAGGGUGAACACUCCUACCUGGCCCAGGUAUUUAAUCUGACCCUGUUGUGCAUGGAGGAAUAUGUCAUAGAACCAAAGUCUGUGCAGUUCCUGGUACAGCAUGGCUUCAACUUCAACCGGCAGUAUGCCCAGGGCAUCCCCUACCACAAGGGCAAUGACAAGGGUGAUGAGAGCCAGAGCCAGUCAGUGAGGACACUGUUCCUGGAGCUAAUUCGGGCCCGCCGGCCCCUGGUGCUACACAAUGGCCUCAUAGAUUUGGUGUUCCUGUACCAGAACUUCUAUGCACACCUACCUGAGAGCCUGGGAACCUUCACUGCUGACCUGUGUGAGAUGUUCCCAGCUGGCAUUUAUGAUACCAAAUAUGCUGCUGAGUUUCAUGCCCGCUUUGUGGCCUCCUACCUAGAAUAUGCCUUCCGGAAAUGUGAGCGGGAAAAUGGGAAGCAGCGGGCAGCUGGCAGCCCACACCUUACCCUGGAGUUCUGCAGCUAUCCUUCCAGCAUGAGGGCCCAUAUUGACUACCGCUGCUGCACGCCCCCUGCAACUCACCGACCCCAUCCCACCAGCAUUUGUGACAACUUCUCGGCAUAUGGCUGGUGCCCCUUGGGACCACAGUGUCCUCAGUCCCAUGAUAUUGACCUCAUCAUUGACACUGAUGAAGCUGUGGUAGAGGACAAGCGGCGACGGCGACGACGUAGGGAGAAGCGCCGGAGGGCUUUGUUGAGGCUGCCUGGGGCACAGACCUCUAAGGAAGCUGAGGAUGGCCCUCCCACAAAGCAGGUGUGUGGGGAUGGCCUCAAGACUGAGGAAAUUGAGCAGGAAGUACUUGAAGAUGAGACUAGAAACCAGCCUGACUCUGAGCAAGAUCACAAAAAUGACUUAAAGAUGGGGCUGAAGGCAACAAAGCCUGAAAGAACUGACAUGGCUACCUCAGAAGUACCAAGGAGUCAAGCCAGUACUAAGCCAGUGCCUGGGUAUGGGCUGCACCGGGCUGGUUUUGAUGCCUUUAUGACAGGGUACGUGAUGGCCUUUGUGGAAAUAAGCCAAGGAUCACAGCCUUGCAGCUCUGGACCCUGGUUACCUGAUUGCCACAACAAGGUAUACCUGAGCGGCAAAGCUGUACCCCUCACGGUGGCCAAGAGCCAAUUCUCCCAUUCUUCCAAAGCUCACAGCCAGAAGAUGAAGCUGGCCUGGGGGAGCAACUGACCCAACUACUUAGCACUUGACCUAGGAACAGAAGCUCAGGGUAGAGUGGGACAGAAGGGUUUGGGUCACUCCAACAACUACAGACUUUGGAGAGGGUGGGCUUGGAGUGCCAAAAGAGAUACUGUAUUGCCCCUAGGCCUUCUCCUUUAUCCCAGAGACUGAAGUAGUAGGGUACAAGUGAUAAGGCUGACCAGCACGGGUAACACCGACUUUAUUUCUUUUUAAGUAUCUUGGGAAAGUUUUACCAAAAAAAAAAAAAAAAAA
This is a messenger RNA of Choloepus didactylus (southern two-toed sloth), 2085 nucleotides long. RefSeq names its product target of EGR1, exonuclease (gene TOE1). Gene Ontology annotation, cellular component: cytoplasm; Cajal body. Lineage: Eukaryota; Metazoa; Chordata; Mammalia; Pilosa; Megalonychidae. The transcript is spliced from 8 exons. Gene Ontology annotation, biological process: snRNA 3'-end processing. The record is from RefSeq and is a predicted model, not a curated record. Bases 334 to 1821 code for a protein of 495 amino acids. Gene Ontology annotation, molecular function: snRNA binding; metal ion binding; 3'-5'-RNA exonuclease activity.